Nanorana parkeri is the source of this 260-nucleotide messenger RNA. RefSeq names its product coiled-coil domain containing 102A (gene CCDC102A). NCBI's taxonomy places the organism in Eukaryota, Metazoa, Chordata, Amphibia, Anura, Dicroglossidae. The transcript is spliced from 2 exons. The annotation marks the transcript as partial. The record is from RefSeq and is a predicted model, not a curated record.
GCCAGCAUGCUGGACUCCGACCUGAAGACCAUCCAGUCCGAGCUCUUCGAGAAGAACAAGGAAGCGUCGGAUCUGCGUCACAGCCACGGCAAGCUGAAGAAGCAACACCAGGAGAAGAUGGCGGAGCUGAACCACGCCAACCGGCGAAUGGAACACCUGGAGGGGGAGGUGAAGAAGCUGCGUCUGCGGGUGGAGGAGCUGAAGAAGGAGCUGGGCCAGGCGGAGGACCAGGUGGGUCGCGGUUAUGGGCGGAGGACCAG